CUCCCUCGCACUUUGAACCCUUCUCCCUUCCCGGCUCGACUUCUUCACCGUUUCAUUCUCUCCCUCUCCUCCUAAAUCCGACCCCUCCGGCGAUGCUUUCGCCCGCGGGAUGCCAGCCCAUGGCCGGAGCCAACUCUGAAUCCGGUUCGGUUCCCUCAUCCGAACCUGAACGGCUCUCUCUUCAACUCUGGUUGCCGGAUUCCUCCGUAUGCGUCGGCGGAGAAGUUCAUCCGUUGCCGCUCGAGGUCCGCGAGCCAAACCGGCGGCGGAGGAUGAAAUUGACGAGUUCUCUCGAACUCUCCGGAGAGAGGUGUCUGAGGAGAUCGCCAAGGUUCAGUUGUAAAUCUCCGGCGGAGGCUGGCGUCUCUCCGGCGAAUCCCGGUGGUGGUAAGCGGCUGCUGAUGCUGACAGACGGUGUCUCGGUUCGGAGAUCACCGAGACUCGCGUCGAUUAGGGGAAAAAUCGACAAUGGAGGUACGCCUCCGGUCGUCGGAAGAGUUGGAUCGAAGAUGACAGAGGGUAAUGCUAAUAAUUCCGCUCCUGCCAAGAGGGACAGCUCGGAUUCUCGAGGAAUGACUUUCAAAGAUAUAGCUGCACUUGCCAUUGGCUUGGAGGACAGCAUUUUGGAAAGUGGAGUUGAAUGCAAAAAUGUUGAGGGUGGAUCAAGACUGCGGUAUUCGUCCAAGCCUUUACUUCUCAAAUGGAAAGAUGAUAAUGACAGUGUCAAUAAACCGUUGAGGAGGUCCCCGAGAUUCACCAAAGUAAUGGGGAAUGGUGAGAGGGAAGAACAUGUGGCAACAUCUAAAGAAAAGCGGAAGACUAUGUCUGAAAUGGAGAAUGGUAAGAGGGAAGAACAUGUAGGAACAUCUAAAACCCAAAUGAAAACUAUUUCUAGUGACAAGCCAUGCCGAAGAUCUCCGAGGUUAUCUGGAAAUGUUGAAAAUGGCUGUGCAGAAACUUUGAACAUAAUGAAUAAUCAUGGUUCAAAAUUACGCGUUAAGCUGAUAAGAGGAGCUGAGAAGACGGAGAAAAUUAGCAGGAAAAAUGGUUUUGAUGAAGAUAUGCUGAAUUAUGAAGAUGUUGCCUUUGUUUCUUCUAAGCAAAACGUGACAGUUUCGGAUUUGAGUUACACCAAGCUAAUUGGAGAUGCCGGAACUGUAGGAAAUUCUACAUUUUCUGAGUUAAAUACUGCAGAAACUCGUCUAGCCACCUUCAAGACCGAUGAAAAUGGAUAUAAGAAGACAUUUUUAAACUGUGAUCUCAAUUUGCCUGUGGAACAGGAGAUGGAGGGGUGUUCACUCCUUGAUAAAACACUCGACCACUGUUCUUCUGAUAAGGAAUUACAAGAGGAGUCGCGUACAAGAUUUACUGUGGUUGAACCCUCUAACUGCGACGAGCAGCCAGCCAAGAAGGUCAAGAUCUCAUCGGAAAACUCCCAUGUGAAUAUUUCUGAUGGAGAUAUUUCGAAACAAGCUGCAAGUGCUGCUACCAAUUGCACUGAGGCAAAUGGAGACCACAUAUUUCUGAAUUUGAAUCAGCCACCAAAGCUAACCCAGGUAAAUCCCAAAAAGGCGACAUGGGUUGCUGUCCUUGAGCAGGAAGGGAAGCUUGAACAUAGUACUUGGUUCUUCAUCGGAGAGCCAAUACCCUUCGAGGAGGCCCUAGAGAGAUGGCGUUGGAGAUAUGAUCUCAAGAAAAGCAAAUCUAGGAGCAGAGGUCAACAGUUAAAUGAUGAUGAUGAAGAUGAGAUUGUUGCAAGUGUGGAAUGCCAUUAUUCUCAAGCAAAUGUCAAUGGGAGGACUUUUAGCCUCGGAGACUUUGCAUACAUAAGGGGUGAAGAACAGAAACAUGUGGGCAAGAUAAUAGAAUUCUUCAAGACAACAGAUGGAGAAGGUUACUUUCGAGUUCAGUGGUUUUACAGAGCAGAGGAUACAGUAAUGAAACAACAGGCCGCUGCUCAUGACGAAAGGCGUCUAUUCUAUUCCACUGUAAUGAAUGACAAUCCGAUAGAUUGUAUUAUUUCAAACGUUAGCAUUUCACAAGUUUCACCACGGGCAGGACGGAACCCCAGUUCCAUACAAUCUGACUUCUAUUUUGAUAUGGAGUACUGUGUGGAGUAUUCAACAUUUCGAACCUUGAGAAACAAUAAUUCUUCCGAGAACGAUAAUAUGCUGUUAUUGCCUCACAUCAAAGCAGCUCCUAAAACAUCCACGGAUGGUCUUUUGGUAAAUGAACAUCAAAGCAGAGAGCUUACCCUGCUAGAUCUUUACUCUGGAUGUGGCGGAAUGUCAACUGGGUUAUGUCUCGGUGCCAAGAUUUCUGGUGUUGGUGUCAUCACGAAAUGGGCUGUUGAUCUGGAAUUGUCUGCCUGCCAAAGUCUGAAGUUGAAUCAUCCAGAAACACAGGUUAGAAAUGAUGCUGCUGGAGACUUCCUCCAACUUCUGAAAGAAUGGGAUAAGUUAUGCAAGCUCUAUGCAUUCGACAAUGAACAGAGAGCUCAUAAAUCAAGAUCUAUGGUCUCGGAAGUAGAAACCAGUGAAUCUAGUUCUUCUAGUGACUAUGAUUCAGAAUCUGACGAGUUUGAAGUUGAAAAACUGGUUGAUAUAUGCUAUGGUGAUCCCGGCAAAACCGGAAAAGCUGGUCUAAAAUUUAAGGUGCACUGGAGAGGAUACAGCUGCAGUGAAGAUUCUUGGGAGCCAGCUGAGAAUUUGAGCACCUGUCAGGAUUCCAUUCGGGAGUUUGUAAGGAAUGGGCUCAAAUCAAAGAUCCUGCCACGUCCUGGCGAUGUAGAUGUGAUUUGUGGGGGCCCUCCUUGCCAAGGCAUUAGUGGCUACAAUCGCUUCAGGAAUGUUGAUUCUCCAUUGAAUGAUGAAAAGAAUCAGCAAAUUAUAGUUUUUAUGGACAUAGUGGAGUUCUUGAAACCGAAGUUCGUAUUGAUGGAAAAUGUUGUUGAUAUUCUGCGGCUUGACAAGGCUUCUCUCGGAAGAUAUGCUUUGAGCCGUCUUGUGAACACGAGAUACCAAGCAAGACUCGGUAUCAUGGCGGCUGGUUGCUAUGGUCUUGCUCAGUUUCGGUUGCGAGUUUUUCUGUGGGGGGCUCAUCCAAACGAGAUCCUACCCCAAUUUCCACUCCCGAGCCAUGAUGUUAUUGUUAGAUAUUGGUCUCCUCCUGAGUUUGAGCGCAAUGUUGUUGCUUAUGAUGAAGGCCAGCCCAGGGAACUGGAAAAAGCCCUUGUUCUACAAGAUGCAAUAUCUGAUCUUCCUCCUGUGUCAAACGAUGAAUCGUGCGAGAAAAUUUCCUAUGGAAGUCUCCCGGAGACGGAUUUCCAGAGAUACAUUAGAUCAACAAAACAUGAGAUGACAGGUUCCGAAGCCGAUGGCUGUACAAAAAGGACAAUGAUGCUGCAUGAUCACCGGCCGUAUAAUCUGAAUAAAGAUGACUGGACUCGAGUUUGUCAGAUUCCAAAGAGGAAGGGAGCUAACUUCAGGGAUCUUCCGGGUAUAAUCAUCAGACAGGAUGGCACAGUCCGCCGUGAUCCAUCGAUGAUGCCGGUUGUUCUGCCAUCAGGAAAACCAUUGAUUCCGGACUAUGUCUUUACGUUUGAGCAAGGGAAAUCUAAACGGCCAUUUGCUCGUCUAUGGUGGGACGAGACAGUUCCAACUGUCCUGACAUUCCCAAGCUGCCGCAACCAGGCAUCAUUGCAUCCGGAGCAAGAUCGGAUGUUAACCAUACGGGAAUAUGCGAGGCUUCAAGGUUUCCCUGAUUACUACAGGUUCUGCGGGACAACCAAAGAGAGAUAUUGCCAGAUCGGGAACGCGGUGGCAGUAUCGGUUUCUCGUGCCUUAGGUUACACUCUCGGGAUGGCGUUUCGGGGUGUGGUAGGGGACGAGCCUUUGGUGAAACUUCCGCCGAAGUUUUCUCAUUCGAGUUACCUCGAGCUGCUAGAAACCACUCCCCAUUCUUAAGCACAAAGGGUUUAGAAAUCAGUUUCAAAUAAAAAAAAGAACCUAAGAUUCAUUCAUAGACCACAUUUUUUUCAACCUCCUCUGUUGGUUGGUUCUAUUUAGACUGUGCCUUGUUGGCCCCGACAUUAUAAUUUCUUCUGAUAAGUUGUAUUCUUAUAAAAUAUAAAUCAUCGGCAUUCAUGUCUUUUAUAUGUGAAGGACGUGACAAUUCACCUA
Tarenaya hassleriana is the source of this 4181-nucleotide messenger RNA. RefSeq names its product DNA (cytosine-5)-methyltransferase CMT2. Gene Ontology annotation, molecular function: methyltransferase activity; chromatin binding. Bases 93 to 3965 code for a protein of 1290 amino acids. Gene Ontology annotation, cellular component: nucleus. NCBI's taxonomy places the organism in Eukaryota, Viridiplantae, Streptophyta, Magnoliopsida, Brassicales, Cleomaceae. The record is from RefSeq and is a predicted model, not a curated record. The transcript has 23 exons.